UUCAUUGAAAAUAAGCAGUACAGUUACUGACGAGCAGUGUUAGUCAACUCGUGAUAUAGGAAGUGCUUAUUUAUGAAUAGAUAUUUUAAUUUAAAAAAUGUGAUAGUAAUUGGUGUUGCUUGUAGUAUACGGUGUUACUCUUUACUGUCAGCAAUCCACAUAAUCACAUUAAAAAAGUUUUAUCUGCAUUAAUAAACUUCUACAUUUAAAUAUGUACAUUCUAUAUGCGGUUACCUUCGAUGUCGAUUCAACUGUUAUUCAAGAAGAAGGAAUUGACGAACUGGCAAAAUUUUGCGGAAAAGGGGAUGAAGUUACUGGUUUAACGAAUCAAGCAAUGCAAGGAUGCAUGACAUUUGACCAAUCUUUAAAAGUAAGGUUAGAUAUUAUAAAACCUACUAAGGCUCUAAUAGAAAAAUUCUUGGAAACACACCCUCCAAAACUCACACCAGGAAUAAGACAUCUGAUAGCCGCAUUGCAUUUACGGCAGAAGGAAGUAUUUCUAGUCUCUGGAGGUUUUCGUUGCCUAAUUCGACCAGUAGCUGAUAUACUAAACAUUCCUACUAAAAACAUUUGCGCUAAUAGUCUACAAUUUUAUUUCACAGGUGAAUACGCAGGAUUUGAUAAAAAUGAACCUACUUCAAAAAGUGGCGGAAAAGCAGAAGUGAUAAGACGCCUUAAAGAGGAAAGAGGACUUGAAACAGUAGUUCAUAUAGGGGACGGAGCAACCGAUUUAGAAGCUUGUCCACCAGCUGAUGCAUUUAUUGGAUUUGGUGGAAAUAUUGUCAGGGAUUUCGUUAAAUCCCGAUCGUUAUGGUUUGUUUCUGAUUUUAGUGAACUUAUUAAGGCUUUAGAUGACUGAUUUUAUUACAAUUGUAUCGUUUUACUGAGUAACAUCUAUGUAAACUAAAGAAAAUUGGUUUUUUUUCCAAAAACUUAUUCAAUUUGAAUAAAAGAUUACUUGAAAA
This is a messenger RNA of Leptopilina heterotoma, 965 nucleotides long. It is a transcript of the gene aay, whose product is annotated as phosphoserine phosphatase. Gene Ontology annotation, biological process: dephosphorylation; L-serine biosynthetic process. The coding region runs from base 212 to 859 and encodes 215 amino acids. Gene Ontology annotation, molecular function: L-phosphoserine phosphatase activity; magnesium ion binding. The record is from RefSeq and is a predicted model, not a curated record. NCBI's taxonomy places the organism in Eukaryota, Metazoa, Arthropoda, Insecta, Hymenoptera, Figitidae. Gene Ontology annotation, cellular component: cytoplasm. The transcript has 7 exons.